AUGGGCUACUGUCCGCCAACCACACUUUUAGGGCGUAAGUAUGGGCCUAGUGUAGGGCUGUUGCGCAAGACCCACGACGGCUAUCUGGACGAGGUCCAGCUCGCUUCAAAACGUGUCACCCGAGACUCCAGGCAGCGCCGCCGUCAGCGGGCCAGCAAAUGCGAAGACGAUGCCAUCUGGGAUGAUGAAGAGUGGCAGGAGGCUACUCUCCACGGCGAGGAGCACGAGAACGAGAAUGACGACGUCGGCGAUGAUGCCACAGGAUCCUGUAGCGACACGGCCGAUUGCGAUGAAGUCGAGGAAGAAAAUGACGAUACCGCAGACAUGGUCGACGAGCUUAGCAAGCACGGCUUCGACUACUUCGGUCACAUCGCCACCACCAACAAGGCGACGGCCAAACUCCCACAAGAGAUCCUCGACAUACUCGUCGGCCACACCAUCCCCACAGCCCUCGAGACAUAUCGUCGCCUACCUUCAACCGGCUACACCCUCCACGCCAUCAACCAGGAGGACUUCUGA
Fulvia fulva is the source of this 519-nucleotide messenger RNA. RefSeq lists its product as uncharacterized. The record is from RefSeq and is a predicted model, not a curated record. The transcript has a single exon. Bases 1 to 519 code for a protein of 172 amino acids. Lineage: Eukaryota; Fungi; Ascomycota; Dothideomycetes; Mycosphaerellales; Mycosphaerellaceae.